AUGAUCUAAAAACCUUCUUUAGAGGAUUUAUUAAAAUAAAAAUGGAGUGAUAAAUAUGAAAAAUAAAGAGCAUUAUUUAGAUCCACUUUGAAAUUCAUUCAUACUAAAUCAAUCUAGCCAUUCAAAGGUUAUUUUAAUUUACAAUUAGUAAUUAUCUUCUAUUCAAUUAGAGAUUGAAAAUAAAGUACCAACACAAAUUAGAGAUCCUGAAACAGAAUUGAUUGGAGAAUUUAAUGAAAAUGAUAUUAACUUUCUUAAUGUAGAAUCAGGUGAAAUCCUUUUUCGAGUAGAUUUCUCUAAUGGUCAAAUUGUAGAUGAUGAUAAUAAUGUAAAUGAAAACAAUGACAAUCCAAUAUUAAUUAAUACUGCACCAAUUUGUUCAUAUCAUUCAAUACUUGUUCCAUUUUUAAAUUCUAAAUUUCAAUAACUUUUAAGUGGAUUUAUUGCUGAAAGUGUUUUUAUCCUCUUUAAGAUUUCAACUUCACCACAUCUUCGAAUUGGAUAUAAUAGGUAUAAUGUUUAGUAAUUAAUUUUAUUUAGUAAAUUAGCUAAUUGUUCUAUAAAUCAUUUACAUUUACAUCUUAUUUAUGUUGAUCAAAUUUUUGAAAACAAUAAAUUCCCUAUAGAAGAAUUUCCAAUCAAACCCAUAGCUAAUAUUCAUAAUACAACUCUUGGUGAAGUUGAAAAUUAUCCUAUAAGAACUUUAGUAGUGACUGGUGAAAAUAUCAUUGAAUUGUUAUCUUCAACUAUUGAUACUCUUUUAGCUCAUGAAAUACCUCAUAAUAUAAUGUUUGUUAAUCCAUAAAUGGCAUACAUUUUCCCAAGAGUACUAAUGUAAUAUUAUUAUAGAAAAAUCAAUUUGAAUUUAUUCAUGAACAUGGAAUGAAACCAGCAUAUGCAGAACUUAGUGGUUUAAUGAUUUGUAGGACUAAAAAGUAUUACGAAGAAUUAACACUCAAAGAAAUUGAAAUCAGAUUAUCUGAACUAACCCAUCCCCUUUUUGAUAAUGUAGUAUAAGAAUUGAUCAUGUUAUCAUCUGAAUGAUAUUGUUAUAAAAGUAUUAAAAAUAACACAAAU
Messenger RNA from Paramecium sonneborni, 1077 nucleotides. The record is from the annotation of a GenBank genome assembly. NCBI's taxonomy places the organism in Eukaryota, Ciliophora, Oligohymenophorea, Peniculida, Parameciidae.